UCUUUACCGUGAUGUUGGACGUCAACAUUUCGGUCUUUGCACCAAUUAUGGAGAAAGCUGGUGGUACUGCUACUACAUAGAGGAGUCUAUUGUUUUUUAUCUUUGGUAUCUCGAGUUGCUGGGACUGCAGGCGGCAGAGAGACAAGGACAACUCCCUUUGCUGCAUAUUCGUGCAAGUGUUAACUCGUCACUUUUCUCCGAUGAGCCCAACUUUGCAGAGGAGAUAGAGAAGCAUAUGGUUGUUGACUUCUCUCUUUUGGAUCUAGAUCUCAAAACAGAUGGACAUGUUUUUGGAGCACUCGUGUUUUAUCUCCUUAAUAUUAAUCGAAUUCCUAGUUCACUGCAGAGGCUUAAGAUCAUCAAAUUAAGAUCAGUGGUAAAAGAAACAUGCCCAACGGAUUGUCCUUGUGAGUCCACAAACUGGAGAUCCCAACCGAUCUCCUUGACUGCUCUUGAAGAAGUGGAAAUUGACGGAUUUGAAGGAGUGGACCAUGAGUUUGAUUUACUCAAACUACUACUUGUAUCUGCGCCGAUGCUUAAGAAAAUUAUAGUGAGGCUCUCACAGGAGGCCUCAACAAGUAACACUAGAUGCACAAAAAUACACAACAUCUUCAAAACCUAUGGUUCAACAAAAUGUUUUGUCUAUCUUAGCUCCGGGUUAAUGGACGACAUCCAAAAUUGACCAUCGACAUGAUUAUCAUCCUCUUGCAUAUGUGGUUUCUUGGUGCGCAUCGACAAGAUCAUCCUUUCCAUUCCAACUAACUCCAUUCAACAUGUUUUUUUGCCAGUGUACUGUAAAAAUGUUGCUAGUUAAAUCCUUAAUGGUCUUGUGCAAUUCAAUUACUAAAGGUAAUGUGUCAACUUAUGCGAGUCAA
Aegilops tauschii subsp. strangulata is the source of this 875-nucleotide messenger RNA. The record is from RefSeq and is a predicted model, not a curated record. Lineage: Eukaryota; Viridiplantae; Streptophyta; Magnoliopsida; Poales; Poaceae.